Gongylonema pulchrum is the source of this 456-nucleotide messenger RNA. NCBI's taxonomy places the organism in Eukaryota, Metazoa, Nematoda, Chromadorea, Rhabditida, Gongylonematidae. The record is from the annotation of a GenBank genome assembly.
AUGGCAACAGAAACAAACUGCAGUCUAGUCGCAGUAGUGGAAAAGCGACACAUUACCAUUGGUUGGCAUCAAAUGGGCCAUGCUGCUAAUGCUAUUAGAUAUAUCCUGAACUGCUCGUUGGGCCAGUACCGACAGUCAUUAAAUGGCGUUUUAUUAGCAAUUGGAAAAACAGUUGUUGGGAAACCGCUUUGUAUUGCUGACCAGCCGUGCAUGCAUAUCGACCUAGAAGUAAACUGUAUUGUAUUUCGUCCUGAACUCGAUCACGUCUACAAAUGCACGGUUAUAUCUGCCGAUAAAAAAUUUGUGACUGCCAAAUUAUACAGUGUUGUUACGUUUCUUGCAACGCUGAAGAAGAGCUCAAAAAAGCCUCUGAAUGCUGGCGAUGAAGUGUUGAUCAGGUUCACUCAGAUAGAAAUCAAGGGAUCACUGUGCCAAAUGAAGGGCACUGUUGUAUAA